AAAAAACAGAUAGGCCUAUCAUCCCGGCACAAAUGUCGUUAGCUGACCGACUGGCAGAAGUAAUUUUGGACAACCAAGAGGAUAAGGGAAAACGCAAGCCAAGACGAAUGCGAACUUGUUUCACACCAAGACAACUCCAAGUACUGGAACAAACGUUUGCGAGAACACAUUACCCAGAUGUACUCUUACGGGAGCAGCUGGCUAAUUUUACAAAUCUCCCAGAAUCAAGAAUACAGGUAUGGUUCAAAAAAAAAAAAAAAAAAAAUCGAAAACAUGAAAAGUCUGGAGUGAAGAUAUUUACCAAACCAAGCAUUCCUUCAUUCCUUAAACCAGAUAACUCGAGAAUUCAGUGGAUUGAAACUUCAUCACAGUCUCACUUUCCUAUAUUUCAAAGUCCAAGAGGUCCAAGUCUAUCAGUAUCGUCAAAAAAAAAAAAAAAUGUGGAGGUAGCUGAUCAACUGUAUGAGCACGCCCACAACCUUCCAAGCGUGUCUUCACUUCUUCCGCCGGUUCAAGAAAUCCUUCCCACAUGUAACAUGAUUCCAACACCUAUUCAUUCAGUGUCUUGCCCGCCUGAGUCGUGUCGCCAACCAUUUCCGACAUACACUCUCAGGCAUUUCACCGAUGUAUCCCCUUUCGGUCCAAUUAACAAUCGAAAGUGGACUGUAACUAAUACUUUUAAUUAG
Molecule: messenger RNA, 686 nt
Organism: Stylophora pistillata
Lineage: Eukaryota; Metazoa; Cnidaria; Anthozoa; Scleractinia; Pocilloporidae
Product: paired box protein Pax-6-like
Biological process (GO): regulation of transcription by RNA polymerase II
Molecular function (GO): RNA polymerase II transcription regulatory region sequence-specific DNA binding; DNA-binding transcription factor activity, RNA polymerase II-specific
Source: RefSeq, a predicted model, not a curated record